Molecule: messenger RNA, 2334 nt
Organism: Saprolegnia parasitica CBS 223.65
Lineage: Eukaryota; Oomycota; Saprolegniomycetes; Saprolegniales; Saprolegniaceae
Exons: 2
Coding region: 17-2254 (745 amino acids)
Biological process (GO): proteolysis
Molecular function (GO): serine-type endopeptidase activity
Source: RefSeq, a predicted model, not a curated record
ACUCGACUUGAGCAAGAUGCAACGCAGCACGGGGUUGAGCGUCGGCGUCGGCCUCCUCUCGCUAGGCAUGUACGCAGUGCGGACGCGCCGAGGCCUCUACAAGGCGGCGCUGGACCAGGCGAAGCGCACGCCGCCGGUGCUGGCCAAGAAGCCGCACAUGGUGCCCUUUGGCAACGUGCCGGGCGAGAACCGCGGCGAGAACCCGAUGGACCCGAUCCUGUACAUCGAGGACCCGUAUUACUACGUCCGCGACGACACGCGCAAGAACAAGGAGGUCAUUGCGCACCUCGAGCAAGAGAACGCGUACACGGAGCACAUGACGAGCCACUUAAAGAACGCGCGCGAGAACUUGUACCAUGAGCUGCUCUCGCACGUGCAAGAGACGGACGCCGCGUACCCGUACCCGCACGGCGACUACCUGUACUACACGCGCACCGAGAAGGGCAGCAGCUACACGUACCACUGCCGCAAGGCGCGCAACGACCCGAACGCUGUCGAGGAGCUCAUCCUUGACGAGAACGAGCUCGCCAAGGGCCAGAGCCACUGCGACGUGGGCGCCGUCUCUGUGAGCACCGACCACCAGUUCCUCGCGUACAGCGUCGACUUUAACGGGUACGAGACGUACCAAGGCUUUGUGAAGAACCUUCGGACGGGUCAGAUUCUCGCCGACCGCAUCGAGAACGUCUCGGGCGGCCUUGUGUGGGGCAGCGACGCGACGACGCUCUACUACUCGACGAUGGACGACGCGCACCGCCAGGACAAGAUCUGGCGCCACACGGUGGGCGCGAAUGGCAAGGACGAGCUCUUGUACACGGAGAAUGACCAGCUCUUCUCGGCCUACAUGGGCAAGACGCGCAGCGGGCGGUACCUUCUCUUGCAGUCGUCGAGCAGCGAGACGUCCGAGGUGUCGUUCAUCGACUUGCAGGCGCCGGAGAAGGGCGUGACGCUGGUCGAGAAGCGCGUCAAGGGUGUCGACUACUCGGUCGACCACCAGGGCUCGACGUUCUUCAUUGAGACCAACAAGGACGGCGCGGUCAACUUUAAGCUCAUGAUGACGGACGUAUCGACGCCGUCGGCGGCGCACUGGACGGACGUGUUCCCGUACGACCCGUCCGUCAAGGUCGAUGGCAUCGACUGCUUCGAGUCCUUUGCGGUGCUGCACGGCCGCCAGGACGGCUUUACGCAGCGCUGGAUCCUCACGCGCGACGGCGACCGCUUCACCAAGACGCGCAUGGUGUUCUCGGACCCGAUCUACACGAUCAGCGGCGCACCCAACAAGGAGUACAAGACGUCGACGUACCGCCUCACGUACUCGUCGCCGACGACGCCGUUCACCACGUACGACUACGACGUUGCGACGCAGAAGAUGGUGCUGCUCAAGGAGCGGCCGGUGCCCAACUACGACCGGUCGCUCUACGCGUGCGAGCGCAUCGAAGCGUCGGCCGAAGAUGGCACGAUGAUCCCCAUGUCGCUCGUGUACCGCAAGGACAAGCGCACGCCCGGCACGCCGCAGCCAGUGCACUUGUACGGGUACGGCUCGUACGAGAUUUGCAUUGACCCGACCUUCACGGCGACGACGCUGCCGCUUCUCGACCGCGGCGUCAUUUACGUCAUUGCGCACAUUCGCGGCGGCGGCGAGAUGGGCCGCACGUGGUACGAAGACGCCAAGUACCUCACGAAAGCCAAGACGUUCUCGGACUUUGUCAACUGCGCCGAGCACCUUGUCAAGACCGAGAUGACGCGCCCGGCGCUGCUGACGUGCGAAGGCCGGUCCGCGGGCGGUCUCCUCAUGGGUGCGGUCCUCAACAUGCGCCCGGACCUCUUCCAGGCCGCGAUUGCCGGCGUCCCGUUUGUGGACGUGAUGAACACGAUGAGCGACGCGACGAUCCCGCUCACGACGGGCGAGUGGGAGGAGUGGGGCAACCCGAACGAGGCCAAGUACUUUCAGUACAUGCUCAGCUACUCGCCGUACGAGAACGUCAAGGCGCAGGCGUACCCCAACAUGCUCGUGACCUCGGGCCUCUUUGACCCGCGCGUCGCGUACUGGGAGCCGACGAAGUGGGUCGCGCGCCUCCGCGAGCGCAAGACGGACAGCAACCACGUGCUCCUCAAGAUGGAUCUGACGUCCGGGCACUUCAGCGCCAGCGACCGCUACCACUACCUGCGCGAGAAGGCCUUUGAUUUGAGCUACCUCCUUGACCAAGUCAAGUGCUUGACCGCUGAAGACCACAAGGCGCCCGCCAAGAAAGACUAAGCUUAGGACAAUCAAGUGCGCUCGUGGAAUGCAUGGAUGGGCUACUGUACUCGAUUUUGUCGUGAGCUGGUUUUGGAUUC